Messenger RNA from Rhineura floridana, 819 nucleotides. RefSeq names its product chromosome 1 C1orf226 homolog (gene C1H1orf226). The record is from RefSeq and is a predicted model, not a curated record. The transcript is spliced from 3 exons. Bases 1 to 819 code for a protein of 272 amino acids. Lineage: Eukaryota; Metazoa; Chordata; Lepidosauria; Squamata; Rhineuridae.
AUGUCUGUGAUGUUUGAGGCAAGGAUGAUAGCCAGGUCCUCUCUUGGCUCCACCUCCAGCAUUCCCUCUUUGGCUGAGAUUGACCAAAGUAUAUUUGAGAAUUCAAAUACUACCCCUGCAUCAAAGCUGCCAGUUGCCACAUCUGUCUCCCUGCACUCCAAGUCGUUCCCACGAGGCCAGCCAGAAUGGGUAGGUGGCAGCCAGCACCUCAAGCACCUCAGCAAGACUGUAGGUGCAAAGGUCAAUGAUUUUCUACGCAGGAAAGAGCCCACCAGCCACAGCAGCUUUGGAGUAACAGAAGUCAAUGAAAGUGCAAAGACAGCACUCUCAUGUGGACAAGAGCCACUGCUGGGAAGCCAAAAUCAAGAGGAAGGGCAGGCUCCAGUUGAUGCUAUUCCCCGGCUAAGUCCACCUCCAGAGGUUGCCAAAAAACGUACCCCAAGAGCACUUAAGACUACUCAAGAUAUGCUGAUCGCUUCCCAACCACUCUUGAGUAGCAUGCAGGCUUCUUUUGCAGAGGGAAGGCAGGAACACGCAUGCCCACCUACCAGGACAGAGGCAGCACAGAGUGAGAUUGGUUCACUGACACAGGAGGUUGGAAUCAGUCCCACCAAGGCCUUUGAUGUGCCUGAUCUCAUUCAUAAGGAGAACCUGGAGCUGAAGCUGAGCAAUGCUUAUAGAAUAUCCCCCUCCCUUUACCCAGAAAGUGUGUCAUUCCGACUCAAUGUGAGUGCUGGCAAGAGCUUGGGCUCUUCAAAAGCAAAGACAUCCACUCUGGAAAAUGAAGGUCACAGUCCAGACUUGCUGUCCUUUGAGUAG